Molecule: messenger RNA, 1680 nt
Organism: Debaryomyces tyrocola
Lineage: Eukaryota; Fungi; Ascomycota; Pichiomycetes; Serinales; Debaryomycetaceae
Source: the annotation of a GenBank genome assembly
AUGGCAAGACCUUCUGUGAGCUCACAGUCUCUAGUGGACUUAGCGAGCUCAAAGAUUCAAUCAAAGAAAGAAACCAAAGGUUAUGAAGAGCACAAUCUGCCUGCUUCAUCAUUCUCAGAUCAUGAAAUAACACAAGAGCCGAUAAAUAACAAGGGAUUGAAAAAUAAACAGGAGCAACAUAAGAACAUAGAGUUGAUCAGGAAGAAGUACACACUUCAGAAUAAGUCGCUAGCCAAAAACAACUCUCUAAUGAUGCUCAGGAUAUCAGAAAUGGAGGCUAAAGUGAGUGAUUUGAUAAACGAGAAUAUGCUAUUAAGGAAGAGAAGGACGUUUAAAGAUGCAGAAUUGAAAAAACAAUUAGAAUCGAAACUUGUAACUUUGGAAACAGGGUUAAUGCAUAAAUUUGGCGAAAUAUUUGAGAUGCUUAAAGGGGUGAGGAUGAAAGAAGGUAUACCCGAAAACCCCCAGUUAGACGUUUUCAAGAAUUUACUUGAUGAAGCUCCCACAGCAACAUCUACGCCUAUAGAGGAAGUAGCGGAGAUAGAAAAUAGUCCGUUUGUGUUAAAUACUAGGUCGUUUGGACAGCCAUUGAAGGAUGAUUCAUUCACUUUACCUAAAUCCCAUCUAUAUUUGCAUACGGCGGAUAAGGGAAGCAGGCAGCCGACUGUAACUGAAAGAAAAUCUAUUGAAGAGAGGGAAAGCGAUUCUGUUGAAACAAGGCAAAAAGAUAAAAUAUAUCGCGUUAAAGAUAAUUCUGUUGACAAUAUUCUCCUCCAAGGGCUGGAAAAUGCUUCUCCAAUGCAAGAUAUUAAUAUUUAUGAACCCAAAAAAGCUGAGAAACAAGAUACGGAAGCGAUGGAAUUUCCUCAGAAGCUUUCAACUCCCAAUCAAAAGAUUCGAUCUAAAGAGUCUCGCACGUUCGACGUAUACAAUGAUAAGGAUAAAAAUAAUGAUGGGAUAGAUAUUUUGAGUAACAAAAAGGAGUCAAAGCGAACAAAGAUAUCAGGAAAAGCAGCCCAAAAACAGGUGGUAAUUGCUCAAGAUGACCCUCCAAUUAAGGAAGAGGUGCGUCAAGAGGAUGCCCAAGAAGAGGUCCAAGAGGAAGGUCAAGAGGGGGACCAAGAGGACGGUCAAGAUGAGGGCCAAGAAGGAAACAGAAGACCUAGUCGUAGCAGAAAGCCCGUUAGUUAUAAAUGGCCUUCAUUAUCGAAGAAAAUGAGACGACAAUCGGAAAAAUUUGUUGAUGCAGUUAUUGUUCCCGAUGAGGAAGAACCUUCUGUAGACUCAUCUAUUAAGAAGGAAAAUCAAUCGCAUAAUGAGCGAAAGAGAACUAAAGGCACCGAUAAUACGGAAAACAGUUCCUCUAAGAGAUCAAAGCGCCCUCCAUUAGGUAAUGUUACUCUUGCCAACAAUAAUAAAACCAACUCUAGAAAAGAAAACACAGACACCAAGCAUAAUGCGCUUAAUACUAAGGUCCUUCAAGAUACAAAUGACGAGAAUGACGAAGUAGUUCAAUCCAAGAUGAACAUCCAGAUAGAGCGAGAUGAGAAGAAUGAUGCGUCUAUCUUUGAUUUCGACGACGCAAACAAGCCACCAAAAACAUACAAGAAGCGCAAGCAAGGUAUUUCCAAGGGAGAGAAGAGAACAUAUGAAAGCAGAAGGCACAGCAUGUUAAUUUAG